CCUCCUCCGCUCCACUCCGCUCUCCCCCGCCCCCCCCCUUCCCCGACGGGCCCCCGCGCCGGUCCGCGCCGCCAUGGGCGGCUCGCUCCGACGGCCCGCUGCCUCCGCACGAGGCUUGACCCAAGUGCUGGACACCGACUGCACGAGCCAGUGUAUGGUCAUCCAGGACAUAGCCAACGGCUGGGAGGGCCUGUGCGUCGGCCUGCAGCUGCAGAAUGCCAGCACCACGGCCGACCUGUGCCGAGCGGCCUGCUGCGCGGACCCGAAGUGCGAGGUCUGGCAGUGGGGCAACAAGCGCGAGAAGGCCUCCGAGUCGAGCCUCGGCGUCUGCAAGACAGGACCUCACCUGCUGCGGCGGUCUUGCCUUCGAUCCCGGGACUCAGGCGUGAGGCCUUCGGCUGCUCUUCGCAUGCCUUGGGCCUCCGCGAUCGUCGCCACGGCUAGAUUCGUACGGCUCGGCAUCGCUUGGACGUGCGCCUUGUUUCUAGGCAAGGACCAUCGAGAAGCAUUUGAGGUCACCUUCCGAAAUAUACGCGCACGAAACCGAAAAUUGUACGU
Prorocentrum cordatum is the source of this 558-nucleotide messenger RNA. NCBI's taxonomy places the organism in Eukaryota, Dinophyceae, Prorocentrales, Prorocentraceae. The record is from the annotation of a GenBank genome assembly.